This is a messenger RNA of Gasterosteus aculeatus aculeatus (three-spined stickleback), 4125 nucleotides long. The record is from RefSeq and is a predicted model, not a curated record. NCBI's taxonomy places the organism in Eukaryota, Metazoa, Chordata, Actinopteri, Perciformes, Gasterosteidae.
CGCUACGUCAUCACGUCGGCCGAAGACGCGUCAUCGCGGUCUCCGCCCUCCUCGGAGAAAGCGCACAUUCCUAUUGUCCAAGAUGGCGGCGUAGCUGCAGACCCUCCGAGGCUGACAUGUUUCUAACCGAGUUUAUGCUUUUAUUCCGACGUAUAUGCAAACACCCAACGGUCGGCCCGGUAGCGUUUCUUUACCGGAGCCCUCAGCUGCCUCGUCGGUGUCGCUAAAGCUCCCGCAACACGUCGCCGAGGUCGCAUUCCCGUCGCGGGCGCCGAAAAGUUUAAGCUCCAUCAUCCCGUGAAGAUGAAGAGGCAGGCCGGGAGGGAGACGAGUCCGCCCAGGGCUGCCGCCAAACGGACGCGGGACCGGGAGAGCUCCCGGAGGGAGGAGCUGCCGCCUCCUCCGCCGCCGCCCCCGCCGCCGCUGGCUCUGCUGCUGGCGGAGAGCCGCGGCUACCACCGCAGGAGCCGGAGCCGGGAGCGCGACAAGCCGCGGCUGCGGGAGGAGCGCGCCGCCGCGCUGGAGCUCCACCACCGGCACGAGCUCAGCCUCCUCGGGCGUCCGCCGCUGCGCACCACCGCCUCCACCACCUCCUCCUCCUCCUCCGCGGAGCAGCAGCCGCCGCCCGCCGCCAGGCCCGGCACGCUGGAGUACAAGACGCUGCUCAUCAGCAACCUGGGCUCGCAGGUGUCCGACGAGGACGUGGAGGACGCGCUGUUCCACGAGUUCAAGAAGUUCGGUGACGUCAGCGUGAAGCUGUCGCACACGCCGGAGCUGGGCCGCAUCGCCUACGUCAACUUCCGGCACCCGGAGGACGCCAAGGAGGCGCGGCACGCCAAGUCCUCCCGCCUGGUGCUGGGCGACCGGCAGCUGAAGAUCGAGCCCAUGUACGUGCGGAGGCGCAGCGUGACGCCGCCGGACGCCGGCUACCUGCCGCUGCACGCGCCGCUGCACGCGGCGUACCCGUACCGGCAGCGCUCGCUCUCCCCCCCCGCGGGGACGGGCGGCCUCCGGGACAUCCGGGCGCGCCACUACGCUCUGGAGACGCUGGGGCUCAGCAGGGAGAGGGAGCGGAUUCUGGACUACUACGGGAUGCUGGACGAGCGGGGGCGGCCCUACGGGUUCCCCCCCAUGCCGGUAGUGGAGGACCUGAAGCCCGAGGACGACCAGCGGGCCACCAGCAACCUCUUCAUCGGCAACCUGGACGGCAACGUGGCCGAGGCCGAGCUGAGGAGGGGCUUCGACAAGUACGGCGUCAUCGAGGACGUGGUGAUCAAACGGCCGGCCCGGGGUCAGGGGGGCGCGUACGCCUUCGUCAAGUUUCAGAACCUGGACAUGGCCCACCGGGCCAAAGUGGCCAUGCAGGGCCGGCUGAUGGGGGGCAACCCGAUAAAGAUCGGCUACGGGAAGGCCAACCCCACCACGCGGCUCUGGGUCGGCGGCCUCGGGCCCGGGAACUCCCUCGCCGCCCUGGCCCGGGAGUUCGACCGCUUCGGGAGCAUCAGGAACAUCGACUACGUGAAGGGGGACAGUUUCGCUUACAUUCAGUACGAGAGCCUAGACGCCUCCCAGGCCGCCUGCACGCAGAUGAGGGGGUUCCCCCUGGGGGGCCCCGAACGGCGCCUGAGGGUGGACUUUGCCAAAGUGGAGGAGAGCCCCUCUCGGGUGUUCCCCACCGGCUACCAGCCCCCCGUGGUGGCCCCCUCCCACUACGACCUCAUCGGAGAGGCCUACAGCCGCCACCGCAGCCUGGAGCGAGAGCUGCGGGGCGCCAGGGACCGCUCCACCCCCCCGCCGCCCUUGGCCCCCCACGCUCUCAUCAUCCCGCGGGAGAGGGAGCGGGCGCUGCUGGAGAGGGAGUACACCGCCAGCCCCACCCGCAGCCUGGAGAGGAGGGCCGGGGCCGUGGAGGCCUUUGGGCGGAGCGGGCGGGCGGCGCGGAGCCGCAGCCGUAGCCGGGAACGCUGGCUGAAGGAGCGCGAGGAGAGGCGGAGCCGGAAGAGGAGCAGGAGCGCCUCCACCGACCGGCUGACGGAGGAGAGGGAGAGAGAGAGGGGGAAGGAGCGGGGGAGGUCGAGGGUUCGAGCGCAGGCAGGCGCCGUCACACCCGAGGCCAGCCCGGACCGGGCGAGGGUCCGCGCCCCCGAUUCCACCACCGAGCCCAGGGACCACUCGCCCGCCGCCACCAACGAAGAAGACCCGCUGCCCGGCCGCCACCACAGCAAAAGGUCUAGCGAGCACCUCAACAACCAUCACCACAGAAACAGCGACAACGCCGCGUCUUCCCCCGCCGCCGCCGCCGCCACCACCCCCGCCGCCCACGCGGACGCAGGCUCCUCCCCCCCCAGCACGCUCUCAGAGUUCGCCCAGGCCUCCCUGGUCAAGUCGUGGCACGGCUUCUUCGCCCUGAAGAACAGCAGCUUCCCCACCACGCUGUACCUGCUGGAGGGCGGCCCCGCCUUCUUCGGCGCCGUGAUGCGCGACACUCUGAAGCCGCCGGGUCAGAACCGGCUGAAGAUCGCCCAGCGGCUCCGUAUGGACCAGACGCGGCUCGACGAGGUGUCGCGCCGCGUCAAGCUGGGCCGACCCGACGGCUACGCCGUGCUGCUCGCCCUGCAGGGGCCCGUCGACCGGCAGGGGGCCGCCCCCCCCGCGGAGCCGGGCCUGCAGGCCCGCCUGCUCCGCCACCUGGUGACCUACCUGCGCAACAAGGAGGCUGCCGGCGUGGUCAGCCUGCCGGGCGCCAAGGAAGGCGGGCCCGGCGCCAUGCUGUACGCCUUCCCCCCCGGGGCCUUCUCGCAGCAGUACCUGCAGGCCGCCAAGAGGAUUGUGGGUAAUCUGGACGAGGAGCACAUGGUCAUCGUCAUCGUCAAUGAUACUAACUGAGGCUUUGGGUUUUAGAAGCAUGGCUGGUGCUUUUAUUCAGAAACACGACACUACGUCUACAUUUUGUUACUUUGUAUCCGGACUCGUUUUAAAAGACACUUAAAGGAUGUUAACGCUUUUAUACUCGUACAACACUAAACCUUUUAAAUGCUUGUUGACUUUAUGUUUCCGUUCUGUGUAUCUGAUUUAUAUUGAUGUGUGUGUGUGUGUGUGUGUAUCUAUGACACACACACACACACAUUGAGGUUUUUAUACACCGUGAUUGUACUAUGAACUGUGCUCUGGAGGCAAAAAAGAAACCUAAAGACUGAAAAGGUGAAAUUCCCCACGACUGUACAUCACAGAGCCAGCUGUGUUUUUAUUUUCCAUCAAAUGAACCAUUCCAGAUGUUUCUAUCUGAAAGGUGUGUGUGUGUGUGUGUGUGUGUGUGUGUGUGUGUGUGUGUGUGUGUGUGUGUGUGUGACUCCAUCCACUAAAACAUUAUUUUGACAGAACAGACGCUGAUGUUGGCGCCUCCCUCGGUUUCUAAGUCCUACUGUGAUUCUGUUUAAAGGCUUCAGAUUCGCUGCUAAAUGUUCUAGUUAAAGAUCUCGUGGUUUUAAAGUGGAUGAAAAUAUUCCAAAUACAGAGUUCACUUGUCAUUUUUUUUUAUUUGUCUAAAACGAGUUGUCUUUUCGGUUAAAUGGCUGUUUUUGUGGAUGGAGUCUGGUGUCUGACGAGUCGUCUCCUCCGGUCCUGAGAACCUCACACGGUCCCUUUUAAACCUGAGGAGCCCCUUGAUGACCUCUACAGAUGUUCCGACUGGCCUCCCUCAUUCCCCCAAACGUCUCUCAGAGAGAAAGGGAGGUUUUAACUUUUGGUUCAUACUUUAAUUACAACGACACUCCCAUCUGGAUGAGAAUGAACGCUUAGAAUAAACAGCUGGAAAAGCUCCGUGCUUCUUGAACUAAAUGAGAAUGUUUAGUGUGGAAGAUGAUGUGAUGUUUACUACAUUUGUUUUAGUUUUUUACAAAAGCCAGAUUGGUUCUGUUGGUUCUUUAGUUUUUUUUCUUUUUAAUCCAACUGGACCAGAACAAAACUUUUCAGUGAUGAGAAAAAUAAAGAAGAAUUGGACUGAAGUUAAAUGUUUUUUUAAAUGCUUUUACUGGUUGCAACUGUUAUUAUUGCAGAUAUACAUUUCUCUUUAUUGGUUAUUCAUUCUAAAUAUUUUUGUUUACAUAAUAAAUGUGAUGGAGUAAA